Psylliodes chrysocephalus is the source of this 1039-nucleotide messenger RNA. Lineage: Eukaryota; Metazoa; Arthropoda; Insecta; Coleoptera; Chrysomelidae. The record is from the annotation of a GenBank genome assembly.
GUCAGCUUCUAUAAAAAUUUAAAGUUAGAAAAUUAAAAAUGUCAGAAUUCUCAACACAACUUACAAACAGACAUUAUUCUAAAACCAACAAAAUGUUUAAUGAAGAAAAUGCUCCAAUAAUAAACAAAUCGUUAUGCACAAAAUCGAAUUGCGAUCCAAAUGGAACAUUAAAAGAAUGUGAUGAAAGUUUAGAUAUAAAAUUAGGACGGUUAAGUUCUUCGAGUUCAUUAAGUUGGAGCGACGAGUAUGAAAGUGAGAUUACGAAAAAAGUUUUUGAAAAAUUGAGAAGGAUUGAUAGGGUAUUGAAACAACUGGAAGAAUUUCCUUCGCACUUUGAUAAAGAAGAGUUUGGGCAAUGGAUGCAGACCUUUCCAAAUAUUAGUAUAUUUGAUGCAGAACCUGCCAUUGAUAAUAAGGACAUAUUGGUGUUUGGUAGAACCUCCUCAAGAAAAUGUGAUAAAUUUAAUCAAAAAGAAUCUUCUGUGAUAAACAAUUUUGAAUUUAACUAUAAUAGGUUACUAACACAAAGGAGUGGAAAUAAUCGUAAAAGACACUUUGAUGACUUUAACACAAGAAACAAAAAUAUUUUUACUAUAUCAAAUAAACCUAAAAAUUUAGAUAUUGAUAGAUCAUUGAAAAUUAUACCAGUUAAAAAGCAGACAGAACGAAAAAUGUCAACCAAGUCACUUAGACAAUUAUCUAAAGAAUACACAGAAAGUCCAUCACAAUUUGACUCUCUUCCCUUUAUAGAAAUUGAAGAAGUUGGCAGUGAAAAUAGGAACCCAUCAAGUAAUUUAAAGACUAAAAAAUAUCUAAACCAUUCUUCAACUCUAGGCAAAAAUAGUAAUGUCUUAAUUUUACCUCCUAUUCAUGGAUAUAAGCUUAGAUCAAUAUCAGCUACUCCAGGCCAAGAUAAAUCAUCUCUAAAUUGUUUCUAAUUUGAAAUCCAUUAAAAAUAAGUACAUGUUUUAAGUUUAACAAGAUCAGAUAGGUAGAUACCUUAUAUACUUAAUUUUGCCAAACUAACUUGUCUAUAAAU